CAGCGUGAACUUAGCGACAAUGACAUCAUACGUGGGCUUCGGAUGUACGAGUCGCAAAUGUCCCGUAUGAAGAGGAAAAUAGCCCAGCAGCAGGCAAUUAUGACAAAGCAGAAGAAGCAGAUGGAUAACAUCAAGUUUUAUCUCAAAGAAAAAGGUGAUGACUACGAAAGGGAUGACCUUCAAGGGGAAAUUGUUUUCCAGACUGACAAAAUCAAACAAAAACUGCAGCUUGCUUCGCUGGAAAACCUAAUUCGUGAAACAACCCACCACGAGAAGGGACAAAAGGUGAGUGACAGGUAUCAAUCAGCGUUUUGGGAGGGCAUCCCCCCGAGUGUUAAGGAUUUUUGUGUCUUUGGGUAUAAGUAACCUGAAUUUCAGGCCUUCCUCAAGAGUUAGAGGAAACACCUCCCUGAUACUCCGGCUAGGGUAUAAUUCAGAAGUAGAAGUCAGUACAGUUUAUGAGCGCUAGCCUCCUCUGCAGGCUUGACAUCAUUUCUGUUUUAGGGAACGAGUGGGAGAAUUGGGAGAGAACGGGGAGUGACAGUUGAUGCAAAUCCAGCCUCAUUUUUUCACCUUUUCUCGUCCUCAAACUCCUCACGGUCAGUGUAACCGUUACAAUAGGAGUUGCUUGCGCACGGAGGAGUCUAUAAUUAUAUAAGCUCAAGAAUAAAACGUUCAAGAUUUGUAACCUUGGACCUUGUGAAACUGACCAAUCGUACCCUUCUUGACCAUAUACAAUGUUCAAUAAGCUCACCGAAAGAUUUCUGUAGUGUAACAGGAGUUCUUAUUUUGGGGGCUCGGGGUAUUGUUUCUUUGUUGUUGUUGUUGUUGUUGUUUGAGUUACCGUCUUUUACAAGGGUGUCAAACCAAUUGAGUUUUUAGAAGACCUGAUGCAAAACCCAAAGAUUUUUCAAAAGUUAUUGGCAACAAUGGGGAUCAAAAAUAUUCCACACUGUAAAAAAAAAAAAACAAAACAAAAAACCCUAUUUAUGUUCUCAUUGUUUUCUUUUUCUUUCUCGUUCACUUUUUUCACUGCCGCUCAUUCCCGGGCACUCAUUUUCACCUUGCAUUUGAUUGGUGGCCGCUAGCAUUUCUCAUUUUGUCACCGCCGUUUUUUUAUUCUUUCCUACAGUCCUUGAAAAGAGCAAUUGAAAGGGAGAAAGAAGUUAUCGGUGAAGUUGUCCGUCGCGUUCUCGACAAUCGCUUGGUCUGCCGCGAUACUGAGACAGACUGGGGAGCAAAGGCGAACGAAAUGAUCAAAGGUCUGACCACUCAUUAUGUCCACUGCAGGCCAAACGAAUUACUGCAGAAGUUUUACUUGAAAAGAAAAAGUGGAUCCAACAAAUCUCAAACGAGAUAUAAAUAUCGAUGCUGUAGGUUGAAUAUGAAAGACAAGUGGCAGAGGCCUAGUGACAUGUAG
Molecule: messenger RNA, 1420 nt
Organism: Porites evermanni
Lineage: Eukaryota; Metazoa; Cnidaria; Anthozoa; Scleractinia; Poritidae
Source: the annotation of a GenBank genome assembly